Molecule: messenger RNA, 2252 nt
Organism: Cadophora gregata
Lineage: Eukaryota; Fungi; Ascomycota; Leotiomycetes; Helotiales; Ploettnerulaceae
Exons: 3
Coding region: 39-2252 (737 amino acids)
Biological process (GO): DNA-templated transcription; regulation of DNA-templated transcription
Molecular function (GO): DNA-binding transcription factor activity, RNA polymerase II-specific; zinc ion binding; DNA binding
Source: RefSeq, a predicted model, not a curated record
CUUCACCAGAACAGCUUUACAUUCACCAAAGCUUCAUCAUGGAUGGAGAUAUUCCUGUAGCAAAGCGGCAGCGGCUGUCGAUGGCAUGCAACGCAUGCCGACGUCGAAAAGUCAAAUGCGAUACCGACUAUCCGAAAUGUCGGAAUUGUCGCUUGAGAGACGAUACCUGCACCACCACUGACCCCAAGAUGCCGGAAGUCACAGUAAUUCGGGAGUGGAUAGUUCAACCAGAAUCUUUACAGGCGAAUUCAUCCCUUGGUCAAAAAAAGGAGGGAAGGAUCCUGCCACAGACUUCCACUCGUUCACCUGGAUCCUUGUCGACAAGUGGAAGACCUGAUGUCAGCCAACCACUUGAAGCUAGCCCGGCUGCAUCUAAUUCUCGGAGCCAUGAAGUCGGAAUAUCUCCAGCUCAGCAGCCGUAUGAUAUGACAUUCAAUACAGACGCUCAGACCAAUCGGAUUAAGAUGAUGGGGGGUAGCAGCUCUCAAUGUCUGAUGAAGUCUCUCGACGUAUACCUAGAGUCAGCUCACAUUCAGCCUCUAUCACAUAACUUCCAGCAUGGAAUGCGUCAUGCUGAAGAAUUCAGCAUUCCCCUCGGUACAUCUUUACCAGAUUUUCCACACAGCAAUCUGUGUGACAGCUAUGUCUCCGUGUUCUUCGAAAAGAUCCAUCCAAUAUAUCCUCUCUUCGACAUUGACAAAACGAAAGCUGCUGUACAAAAUUUUGCGGCCCUUCCUUCGCUUCAAUCCUUGUCUCAUGAGCAAGGUCCUCUACUGGUGUCUGCAUAUCUUAUUCUGAGUUUAGGCGCUGAUGAAAGUUCGCAAGUAAUUACAGCGGUGGGGACCAAGUAUCUCGAAGCAGCAGCCAGUCUUCUUGGGCACGUUGUUGUGAUGCCUUAUCUUCAUGCUAUCCAGGCACUUCUAUUAUUCACAAUCGCAUACAGAGGAAGGAACCGGGAUGGUCUCGGAUGGCAGACAGUUGGGAUGGCGAUUCGCAUUGCAUUUACACUGGGUCUUCAUCGACAUUCACACAGAAGCCCAUCCAAUCAGCACGCUGUUCAGAAUAAGCCAGAGAGGCUAUUUCAUGCUCGCAUCUGGGCUAUAUGUUGCUCUUUGGAGAAAAUGAUGCAGUUGGAAUCUGGACGGCCUGCAACAAUACUCAGUGUCGAUCGCGACCACAUGAUCGGACCUGAUCAACGACCACCUGGCCCCGAUUUCCUACAAUGGCACAUGGUUCUGGCUCAGCAUCAAGGUCUAAUCUGUCAACAUAUCUACGGGCACAAGCCCGGAGAGCGAACAGCACAGGAAAUCCUAACCGACACGGCGAGACUUGACCGCUCGUUAUUGUCUUGGGCUAGAGAGAUACCAGAAGAGUUUCGUCCGGGAAACGGCCUCUUUUGCUCGAAUCAUGAGUUCCAUUUUGCGGCAUUAAUAUCCAUCCAAUAUUAUCAAGCACUCAUUGCUCUCCAUCGGGCUGCACUGAUUGCACCCUCAUCUACAUUCCAAUCAGAAGUUGCGAAGUACACCUUCGAUGAUUCCUCCAAGCUUCGACUUCUGGCAGGCGAGGCUAUUUGUGUGAAUAGUGCGCGAUCAAUAGCGAGAUUGACGAUUGAACUUUCUGAUCGGAAUGUGCAGUCAAGAAUUAUGACGGCUGGCCCGCUGCUGAUGGCUUGCAUCGUUCUAGGCAUAUCAUGUAUCAAAAAUGUAGGCAGCCGAAGCAUGGCUGCUGAUCUUGAGUUGUUAAAAGCAUGUGUUGAAUACACGGCGGACCAGUUUUCAAGAUCCGGGCACAAUGAUCUUUUCAUACGAGGGGUGUUGAGCAUAUAUCAACAAGUACGAUCAUACAUCGACCGGUCCCAGGCAGAAAAAUCUAGCAGAACAGAUUCUCGGUCUCUCAGUGAUGAUGAGCACUCUCGCAGAGCUGUUCAGAAUCCACCAGAAACUCAAUCUAAUGUCCACUCGCAGAAGGACACAGUCUCGUACGAUCAUUUUGCAGCUUCUAGCGACCACAUAUCAGACUCAACGGUCUCAAGAACCUUCGACGUCACUUCUGACACUGUUUCGCAUCAAAACCAGACAGGUGGCUUUCAUGUGAGCUAUGAUGCGUCGGGUCCAGUAAUGAACAACUACGCACCACAAUUUCAUUCUAAUGGAAGCGAAUUGCCAUUUGACAAUCUAGAUGUGCAAGAAUUGUGGGAUUGGAUGGGAAACAUGAACGAUUACGACAACUACAGUUACCAAGGGUCCUUUUAG